Messenger RNA from Gossypium raimondii (Peruvian cotton), 1049 nucleotides. RefSeq names its product kinesin-like protein KIN-12E. The record is from RefSeq and is a predicted model, not a curated record. NCBI's taxonomy places the organism in Eukaryota, Viridiplantae, Streptophyta, Magnoliopsida, Malvales, Malvaceae. The transcript has 4 exons. The coding region runs from base 388 to 678 and encodes 96 amino acids.
CCCCGUUCUCCUCUGCUUUUUAAACGGGCUUUUGCAACAAAAAGUGCUUUUCUCUUAAAAGCAAAGAAGAACGGCUAUCAUUUCAAAAAAAAUUUCCACCAUAUGAGAAGUGUUUUUUGACUGAUGGAGAAGUUAAAAAUUUCUCCAUUUCUUCAGCCAAAAGUCCGUUUGGCUGAUAAUUUCCCAUUUUAACCUGCCUUCUCCCCCGAAAAAGUUUCUUUUCUCUGGUUCUUUAGAGGAGCUCUAUACCCAUUUUUUCACAUUUUCACUUUCAAAAUUUUGGCUUACUGCUUUCGAUUAGAAUUUUCAAGGAAAAUUCUGGAUUACUGCUUUGCUUUACCCUACUCGGCAGCUGUGGUUUGGGGAUUGAGAAUCAAGAUAAAAGAAAUGGAGAAGGGAAACAGGCAAGUAGUUGUUUCGACAUUGCAAUUCGCUUGCACCGACGAUGUGCCCACCAAUCUUGCCACUGCCGAAAGUUGUUCAUUGGAAACACUAAGUACAUUGAAGUUUGCACAGCGGGCUAAAUUUAUUAAGAACAAUGCAGUGGUAAAUGAAGAUGCAUCUGGAGAUGUUGUUGCUAUGAGACUGCAAAUUCAACAGCUGAAGGUUUUUAGUUAUCCUUAUUAUCCAAAAUUUUGUUUUUCAGAAAGAAGUAUCUCGUCUACGAGCUUUUGUUAAUGGCAAAAGUGAAAAUCUGGAUAAUGAGAUAGGAACUUGCUACUGCACAGCAUGAAUUGCAGAUCUUGCACGCUCAGAUAGGAGCUGUAACAUCUGAAAGAGAACAACAAAUGAGGAGCCUUACGGAUAAAAUAGCUAAGAUGGAAGCAGAACUGUAAGCAGCUGAGCCUUUUAAGGUAGAGUUGCAGCAGGCACACUCUGAUGCUCAGAAUUUUGUGCUCUCUUUAUGUUAUAAGCUGGACAUUGUUAUAAUAGAAUGUUCUUUCAAUUUUAAAACUGUAUGAGCAAAAUGAAAUGGACUAGGAUACUGCAAACGAGUAAUCACUUUGAUAAUAAGUAUUAUUUAAUGAAAUCUUCUACAUAUUCAUUAA